Messenger RNA from Aspergillus tubingensis, 1917 nucleotides. Its product is annotated as putative LysM domain protein. The record is from RefSeq and is a predicted model, not a curated record. Lineage: Eukaryota; Fungi; Ascomycota; Eurotiomycetes; Eurotiales; Aspergillaceae. Bases 1 to 1917 code for a protein of 638 amino acids. The transcript has a single exon.
AUGAGUUCCAACGGCGGCUUUGCCGACCUCUUCAGCCUUGGGACCGCGAGCACGACAAAUACCGGCCGAAGAUCCACCUCGACCAUUCGAUCGCGCAACCGCCGUCUGAUCUCGUUCACAGAGGAUGAUGUCGACGAGAAUGGCAAACAAAUGCAGUCCUCCGGGUUGUCGUCGAUGCUAUCCCCCGAUAACUCCGCUGUUCGCUCCCGCGGUGCUACACCAUCGCCUAACCCGUCCCGCGGAGUGUCCCCCAUACCCAUGAGACAUCCCUCUCGAGCAACCGAAGCUGCCAAUCGUAGCAAGGGAAAUAGCUCCUUAGGUGGGUUCUGCCGUGAGGAGGAAAGUGGAAUGAUGUUUGCUGAGUCGUCGCGAGCCGCUGUAGACUUCUUUGAUGCAUCAUGGACAUCGCUUCAAAGUUUAGCCUCGUCGGUACUAGGGAGCGAUAUUGCACGACCGGCCACCACCAACGGAAGUACUAGGACGCAUGUGAGGAAACCCUCCCGUCCAGAUCCUUAUAUGAGGCCCCCUGCACGGACGUCGACACCAGCAACCUGGGGUCCCUCUGCCCCGUCUACGCCGGAAAUUGGAAGCGGAACCCAGGAAGAGAGACAGGCACUAGUGCAGGCAAAGAAAAGGGAAGCCCUAUUAUUAGCAGACACGGGCCCGGCUUGGAGUACGACCCCGCGACACAAACGGCGGGAUUCCAGCGAUCGGACGGGUCAUUCGAAUAUUGAUCCUGACCUCGAUGAGGAUGCCUUAGCUUAUAUACAUCAUGUACAGUCCACAGAUACCAUUACCGGUGUUACGAUACGAUAUGGAUGCCAGCCCGCGGUAUUCCGAAAGGCCAACGGCUUCUGGCCUAGCGAUAGCAUUCAAGGCCGAAAAACGGUCCUUCUGCCGGUUGAUUCGUGCUCGGUCAAAGGACGGCCCAUCCGGCCUAGAAUGGGAGAGGACCUUCUAGGAGAUGGUCGCCAGGAAGGCGAAUCUUUGGAGGAUAUGAACGGCAGCUCAAUAGCACCAACUCCAUCGUCUACGUCUGCCGAGGGGGGAACAUCUGCGUCUCCUGCGGCAGAGAUUGAAGGUGACCGAAUAUGGAGGCACGAGUCGUGGGUACAUAUCGAGGGCUUUCCUGCGCCGGUUGAAAUUGGCCGCGUCCCCCGCAGAGCAUUGGGGUUCUUCCCACGAACGCGGCGGAAAUCGGUUUCGUAUUCGGACUCGGUGUCGUCUCCAUUAUCUGGACGAGGCACAACCGCUCCCUCAUCGCCUUCGCCAAUCGAAUCGGGAUUUGCUCAGCCAGUCAUUCCCAAAUGGAGUCGCCCGCACGCCGAUUCGUCUGCGUCACGUACCUCUUCCAAAGGCAAGCCCGGCAUUCGCCAUCAACGCCAGCGCAGCAACAUCCAAUUGUCGGGACCUGGCGUCGGCACUCUCGACCAUGAUUCGAAUGCACCGGGCCCCGCCAUGGACGGACUUAGCAAAUUCUUUGCACAGCAUAUGCCGAAUCUUGCGCCCGUGGCUCGCCCACCGAAUUUCGAAAGCUCGUCGGAAAGUGUGUCGACGGCGGCCGCGAACACACCAACCAGCCUGGACAACCUUGGCGGAGCAGUCGAGUCGUGGGUCAGGAAAAUGACGACUCGAGCCAAGGCCAGCUUGAAUGAACUGCAGCAGACGCCUGGCCCGGUAACCCAUGACCCCGCACAGGCCGUUGGACGACGCGGCAACGGCGAUCUCAUCGAGUUGAACGACGGGAUGGAGUCUCGCAGCUCGUCGAAUGCGAUCUCCGAGCCUCGGUGGAGACCCGAUUUGCUACGGUCGGGAUCAAGCCUUCACGAAGGAACAGCGUUGCGGGGACGUUUCCUCAGCCCUUCACCUGGGACGAGCCGGACUCGUUCUGGAGGGGACAGGGCGAAAGAUGAUUGA